AUGGGGAAAGGAGCUUAUGGGCACUUGUUUAUCUUUAUUGUGUUGUUUUACGUUUUCCAAAAUGUAACUUUGACAAUCUCUGAUUUUCUGCUUCAGGUUGCCCAAGGACAAGAAAGCAAAGGACCUUCUGAGGUGGCUUUGCAGUUGACAGAGUUGGGGAAGAACCUUGAAAAAUCAACCAAAGUGCCUUUGCAGCAGCCCGCAGUGGACAUCCAAGCACAAGAUUCUCAAGAGGGUCCACCAAGCCCCUUGAGUGAAGCCUCCAGUGGAUAUUUCUCUCACAGUGUUUCUACAGCAACCCUUUCUGAAGCACUUGCAGCAGGAAACGACCCCCAUCUUCAGCCCAGUAGUCAGACCUCCACCACAAAUGAUGCCCCCCCAAUUUCAACAACCCCUAAAGUGGUGUCUUCAACAGAUGGUCCUAUAAAAUCAUGUUCUGAUUUAGCUUCUCAAGGUUGCCGUUCUCUUCCAAAGAGAGAUCCUGUUCUCCCUUGCCUUAAAGACGAUCAAAUUGACAAGGACAAUGUGAAAGGGAGCCAUAAUGGCAACUUAAAAUCAAGAUCGGUUGAUUCUGCCAUUGCUCUAAAUGACGAUCAGGUUUCUCCCUCCCUAGUUACUGAGGAUACACAUUGCUGUUCUAGCUCUCCUAAUAAGAAACAAAUACAAUUGACACAGACAACUGUCUUAUUACCAUCAGAGAGCCCUCCUUCUGUCCCAAAGGAGGCUCCCAUUUAUAAAACAGGACUUUCAAAGUCUCAGGCUAUGGUUGACCUGUCAUCUUCCAGCACUACAACCUCUCCCUUCAAAAUCCAAAGAGUACGAACAUCAGAACUCAAGUCAUUCUCCAGCAUGUUGAGUGGGGAUCCAGGAGUUUCUUUGGGUUCAGAGGAAGAAAAGAGCAGACAGAAUUCAGAAGAUUCAGACCAGAACAAUAGUAUAGAUGCUGGUUCUGAAGAGAAAUUGGAUGCAGCAGCCUCUGACUCAGAGGAAACCAAUGAAAUCCCAGAUUGGCUGAAAGAAGGUGAAUAUGUAACUGUUGGCACGAAUAAAAUGGGCAUCGUGAGAUAUGUUGGUCCAACAGACUUCCAGGAGGGAACCUGGAUUGGAGUCGAGUUGGAUUUGCCAUUAGGUAAGAACGAUGGCUCAAUUGGAGGCCGGCAGUACUUCAAAUGCAAUCCAGGCUAUGGGCUCCUGGUGAAGCCAAGUCGAGUCAAAAAAGCUACUGGCUCUGCGAGGCGCCGGAGUGCUGGCAUGAAACUACAGGGCACAACUGGGACCACGACUGAGCAACGGCGGAGCGGCACAUUCUCAGGCUCUGCCUCCAGUUUGGCUUCUUUGACUGCUUUAGCCAAGACGGAAGGAGCAUCAGCUCCACAGACCGAGAAAAGUAAAAAGAAUACGGAAAACAGGAAAUCGUGGGCUACUUGAGAGCGUUGCCCAAUGGGCAUGUCUGCCUGGAUCGCAACACUACUGUGUGAAGCUGACCCUCCCUCCCUCCCUCC
This is a messenger RNA of Thamnophis sirtalis, 1502 nucleotides long. NCBI's taxonomy places the organism in Eukaryota, Metazoa, Chordata, Lepidosauria, Squamata, Natricidae. The record is from RefSeq and is a predicted model, not a curated record.